Sesamum indicum (sesame) is the source of this 1329-nucleotide messenger RNA. RefSeq lists its product as uncharacterized. The record is from RefSeq and is a predicted model, not a curated record. NCBI's taxonomy places the organism in Eukaryota, Viridiplantae, Streptophyta, Magnoliopsida, Lamiales, Pedaliaceae.
GGAGUAGCUCUAAUGCGACUUUAGUUUAUUUCAGGAAAUCCACAGCAACACAAACGCUUCAUGAAAAGAUAAUGAAUCUCCUCAAACUCAAUCUUUACUCCCACGUCCGCCCCCGCCCCCGCCCCCACCACUACCAUCGUCGCCACCAUCUGAAGCUCCGGCAAUCGUCCCUCUUCCUCUUUUUCCCCUUCCAUGAACAAAGCCUCAGACUUUCAGCAUCCUGUGCCACUCCCCUAUACUCUUUUGCCAAGUACGCCAGGACUUCAAAGGUUAACAAUGCGGCAACAUCUUUUUCGAUUGACAAUAAUGAAGAGGAAGAAACUGAAGAUUUUGAGGAAUACUUAGCCGAAGAUGGGGAGGUGUAUCAGAAGACCUUAAGAUUGGUGGAGUGUGCAAUGUUUGCUGCUGUUUCUGGGUUGGCCUUUCUUUUGAGUAAUUCUCUAGCCAUUGAGAAAUACUUUGCCUGUUUCUUUGCUUUGCCAAUUGUGCUGUCCACUAUGAGAUGGGGUAUUGCAGCUGGCAGGAAAACAAUGGUGGCAACUGCUGUCUUAUUGUUUGUCUUAUCUGGUCCAGUGAAAGCAAUUACCUAUUUGUUAUUGCAUGGUUUGCUUGGGUUUGCCAUGGGCACUAUUUGGAGGUUAAAGGCAAGUUGGGCUGCCUCAGUCUUCUUGUGCGCAAUUGUUCGAGCUACAGGAGCUCUUGGUAAUGUUGUAAUUGCCUCAUAUUUAAUUGGAGAAAAUAUACUGGCAUUGAUCACUAUAAAUGUUCAUGCCCUUGUCACAUACAUCCUCUCAUCCAUGGGCAUCAUUGCAGUUCCAUCAAUGAAUUUUAUAUACUUCAUUUUCGGGUUUCUGCUUUUGCUCAACUGUGGCUUCUUCGUGUUCUUGCUACAUCUAUUAUACGCCAUAUUCUUCACAAGACUUGGAAUGAAGGCUUCACUUAGACUACCGAAAUGGCUCGAGGCUGCAAUAUGAUCGAACUUUAAAACUAUCACAGAAAGAACCAUUUUUCGUCCAUAUCCCACCCCACAAUAUGCAGAUGGAAGGAGCCCGCAAUGCCCGAGGGAUUACCCUCGUCGAUUUUGCCUUGUCAGCAUGUAUUUGAAGCUAAAUGCUAGGGAUGCAUAGAUAAGAUGCAAGGGAUAGGAUGGAGAUUAUGUUAACUCAGUUGCAUUCUGCUGUUGUAAAUGCUGAUAGUUAAUUAGUGUAGUAGCAAAGCGACAUUGAAGUCUAAAGAUGCCUCUCUUGGGAGAGAAAAUGCCUUUUCCCUUUGUAUAUCUCUGGUCUGAGUAGCUUAAGUUAUAAUAAAAGUCUUCCGCCUUAAAGACAA